CUUUUACUGAUAAAGUUAACCUUGUAUGUAAUGUUUCCAACACUGAAAUUGAAACAUGUCCAUAUUAAAAACAAGAAACGUCUUCUGAAGAUAAUAAACACAAUUUUAAGGGAUGGAUGUAACUCUUUGCAGAUUGUUACUGAUUUUGAUUUAACAUUAACUAAACAACAUGUUCAGGGUAAAAGGGUUCUCAGUAGUUUUGGAAUCUUCAGUAAGUGUAAGCAACUUCCAGAAACAUAUACAAAAGAGUCGAGACAUCUUUAUAACAAAUAUAGACCAAUUGAAAUUGAUCCUCAUUUGCCACUUGAUGUAAAAGUAGAAGCAAUGACAAACUGGAUGAUUGCUUCAGAAGAGAUAAUGAAAGAAAUACCAUUUAAUCCUAAUGAAAUACAAGAAGUAGCUAGAAUAUAUGGCACAGAUUUACGAGAUGGUACCACAGAAAUUUUAAAGAAGUUUUAUUCCGCUAAAAUUCCAGUACUGGUUUUUAGUGCUGGCUUAGGAGAUGUUGUAGAAGCUAUUUUAAAGAAUCAUGGAGUUCACUUCGAUAAUGUAAAGGUGAUAUCAAAUUUUCUUAAGUACAAAGAUGGAAAAAUAGCGGGAUUUAAAAAUGAAAGGCUGAUUCACGUUUUUAACAAAAAUGAACAUGCCGUAGAACAAGAAUAUUUUAAAGUUCUUGAACGAAGGAAAAAUGUGUUCCUCAUGGGUGAUACUCUAGGUGAUGCAUCAAUGGUAGAUGGGAUGACAGAUACAUGUGCAGUAUUGAAAAUUGGUUUUCUUUAUGAUCAUGUUGAAAGUAGCCUGCCCGCAUAUAUGGAAGAAUUUGACAUUGUUUUAGUGAAUGAUCAAACAAUGCAAGUUCCACUUGACAUUUUACAAAGAUUAUUAUAAUUUAUAACUACAUUAAUUCGUAAAUUUGUUCCACAUAUAUGAAUCAUUUAACAUGCCUAGGGCCUUAAGAUUGUUGCAUCAAUGUAAUUAUAAUUUAGCUAGCUCAAUUUUGUCAUUUUAUUAAAUAUUUAUUUUUAUUGAUAUUCAAUUUUUCAAUACAAAGUGUACAUGGUAUAUUUGACAUAUGUAUUUGAGCAGAAAUGAUUGAAAUCUGGUUAAUCACAUUAAAAUAAGUGAAUAAAUAUAUUUUCUAUUAUAA
Molecule: messenger RNA, 1147 nt
Organism: Nomia melanderi (Alkali bee)
Lineage: Eukaryota; Metazoa; Arthropoda; Insecta; Hymenoptera; Halictidae
Gene: cN-IIIB
Product: cytosolic 5'-nucleotidase IIIB
Cellular component (GO): cytoplasm
Molecular function (GO): 5'-nucleotidase activity; magnesium ion binding
Source: RefSeq, a predicted model, not a curated record